Messenger RNA from Acaulospora morrowiae, 765 nucleotides. The record is from the annotation of a GenBank genome assembly. Lineage: Eukaryota; Fungi; Glomeromycota; Glomeromycetes; Diversisporales; Acaulosporaceae.
AUGGAUCGACACUUUACGUGGGACACCGCAGGGCGACUCGUGGUGUCAGUUAAACGCGUUGACGAUCUCGUUGACGACGAAGGUACUUUGUUGGCCGAGAGGAUAUCCGCCGUCAUAUUCAAUUUUGAGUUGAUGGAUGAUCACCUUUUACUGGAUUCCAUACCAGUGAAAUUGGGUGUAAAGAACAUUCAGGUCAUAAAAGCUAGAGUCGUUCCCGCAGGUAUUAGACAAGAAGACAUUAAUAAAUAUGAUGAAAAUUUUGACAUUGGUCUUGUCAAGGUGGAAGUAAACGCUGACGUCAACCGAAUGAGCCUUCUUCACAAAAUUGUUGUCAUCAUCAAGGUCAUCGAAAUUGAUGGUGUCAGAAUUUCGUCAGCUAACAUGGUCGAAAAUACUUGGGAAUUCGAGUUAUCGAAUGAGGAUCACAACUCCAAGAUUUCAACUAUCCAGUCUGCGGAUGAUGACCGACCAUGCUCUUCUUCCCUUGGUUCAAUCUCAAGAAGGCUUCACCGUUGGUGGCGAUGUUCUUCAAAAUACACGCGAAUCUUCAUCUCUUCCCUUUUCGUCACUAUCAUGUUUGCUGUACUCCACUCCUUGAUUUCAUUCACCAUAAAAGCCGUGAUACGGUUUGUAUCACCUUCGAAUAAAUUCCAUAAAUACAGGAAAGUUCUUCAGGAAGAGAGUGGAGAUUACAAAUACAAAAGCAAGUACGGUGAAGUAACACAAGUUAUAUUUGUGGCUGAUGAAUAUAAAUUCGAUCCGUGA